Molecule: messenger RNA, 705 nt
Organism: Trichomonas vaginalis G3
Lineage: Eukaryota; Parabasalia; Trichomonadida; Trichomonadidae
Product: His-Me finger endonucleases family
Exons: 1
Coding region: 1-705 (234 amino acids)
Source: RefSeq, a predicted model, not a curated record
AUGAGCGAAACAACAACAUCUAACAUUACAGAAGAAGUCAAUGACAAUGCCGAUGAAAACAUUACAGAAGGAGCUAGUGAAAAUAUUGACGAGUUCAGUGAGGAAGAAGAUAUUGAGGACGUCAAUGAGAACGUUAGUGGGGAACAAACUCAAUGGGAAACAUUGAGAAAUCAUGAAGAUUAUGAGAUUUGUACGACAUAUCCUUUUACUAUUCGUCGAAAGAAAGACAAACAUAUUAUGAGUGAAUGCUUAAAUAAUUAUGGUUAUAUUGUGCUUAGUUUAAACAACAAAAUGUACUUAAAGCAUAGAAUUAUUGCAGAACAGUGGAUUGAAAAUCCAAACAAUUUGAAAGAAAUAGACCAUAUAAAUCAUGAUAGAACGGACAACAGAAUCUCAAACCUUCGUUGGUGUUCUAGAUCUGAAAACAAUAGAAAUAAAAGCAAGUAUGGUGAUAUAGUUUAUGAGUUCGUUGAUGAAAUAUCUGACGAAGCUGUUGAAAUAACAGAUUAUGGUAAGCAUUCGUUUGAUUUCUACUACUAUGUUGAGAAUGAGGACGCAUUCUAUUAUUAUACAGGUCUUAACUAUCGAAAACUUCAUAUAAACUUUACAAAAACAGGUGCUGCUUAUGUUUGUAUGAUAGAUACAGAAAACAAGAGUGUAAUUUUAUUCAUAAACAAAUUCAAACGCUUGUACGGCUUCAUGUAG